AGUAAAGCCAAUGAGUAAAGCAAGAGAAGGAAGAAGACAUUUGAUUUUCUGAUUUCUUCUGAUUUCGAUUUUUUGAUAAAAGUCUUGUUUUCUAUCGACAAAUUAAAACCAAUACAUUAUACAGAUAGAAUCACAUAUUUAAAGUGCUAAGAAAUGGCUGCACAACUCUUCAAUCGUAUUGGUCAGGUCGGCCUUGGCGUAGCUUUAGUUGGUGGUGUAGUCAACUCUGCUUUAUACAAUGUUGACGGAGGCAACAGAGCUGUCAUCUUUGACAGAUUUGCUGGUGUGAAGAACUUAGUUGUUGGGGAAGGCACCCAUUUUUUCAUCCCUUGGGUGCAGAAACCAAUCAUCUUCGAUAUCAGAUCUAGACCUAGAAAUGUUCCAACAGUCACUGGCAGUAAAGAUCUUCAAAAUGUGAACAUCACCCUCCGUAUCCUGUUCAGACCCGUGCCAGACCAGUUGCCAAAAAUAUACACGAUCCUCGGAAUUGACUAUGAUGAAAGGGUGUUGCCAUCUAUCACAUCAGAAGUCUUAAAAGCAGUUGUCGCACAAUUUGAUGCUGGAGAACUUAUCACACAAAGAGAGGUUGUAUCACAAAAAGUCAAUGAACUUUUAACUGAAAGAGCUGGUCAAUUUGGUUUGAUCCUCGACGACAUUUCAAUCACACACUUGACGUUCGGCAAGGAGUUCACGCAGGCCGUCGAGCUAAAGCAAGUGGCGCAGCAAGAUGCGGAGAAGGCCAGGUUCCUCGUAGAGAAGGCUGAACAACAGAAGAAGGCGGCCGUCAUCGCCGCCGAGGGAGACGCGCAGGCGGCAGUACUCCUCGCGAAGUCCUUCGGCAACGCUGGUGAAGGCCUCGUCGAACUCAGACGUAUCGAAGCUGCAGAAGAUAUUGCAUACCAACUAUCCAAGUCCCGCAAUGUCACAUACUUACCGCAAGGACAGAAUGUGCUCUUAAAUCUCCCAACACAAAACUAAGUACUUCCUAGGUUGUAACAUUUGAGACUUCAUGUGGUGGGAGCUGGAUAUUAAUUGCAUUUGUAUUUUAUUUACACACAUGCCUAUUGCGUUUAAUAAAGAUAAAGUGUAGUGUUAAUAAGUUUACGAGGACUCCACCAGAAAGCGUAGAUUGUGAUUAGUUAUAUGUUGAAUGUGGUUCAUUAAAAUAUACUUCAUGUUGGA
This is a messenger RNA of Plodia interpunctella (Indianmeal moth), 1182 nucleotides long. It is a transcript of the gene Phb1, whose product is annotated as Prohibitin 1. The record is from RefSeq and is a predicted model, not a curated record. The coding region runs from base 154 to 978 and encodes 274 amino acids. The transcript has 5 exons. Lineage: Eukaryota; Metazoa; Arthropoda; Insecta; Lepidoptera; Pyralidae. Gene Ontology annotation, cellular component: membrane; mitochondrion. Gene Ontology annotation, biological process: mitochondrion organization.